UGCUGUGUGUACUAUGCAGCAGAAUGGCAGAGCGGGCUAGCAAGCAGCGGGCACGGCCUGCUGAUGCAGCGACAAGCUUUUUGCGAGCAGCCAGAGCUGGAAACUUGGACAAAGCUUUAGACCAUCUGAGGAAUGGAGUGGAUAUAAACACAUGUAACCAGAAUGGGCUGAAUGCUCUGCAUCUAUCCAGUAAAGAGGGCCACCUCAAAAUGGUGAGCGAGCUGCUGCAUAAGGAGAUUGUCCUAGAGACCACGACCAAGAAGGGCAACACUGCCUUGCACAUCGCAGCCCUAGCUGGCCAGGAAGAUGUGGUUCGAGAGCUUGUUAAUUAUGGGGCCAAUGUCAACAGCCAGUCACAGAAAGGCUUCACACCUCUGUAUAUGGCAGCUCAGGAGAAUCAUCUUCCUGUGGUAAAAUUCCUUUUGGAAAAUGGAGCCAAUCAGAACCUAGCUACAGAGGAUGGUUUCACCCCAUUGGCCGUAGCUCUGCAGCAAGGGCAUGAAAAUGUGGUGGCUCACCUCAUCAGCUAUGGGAUGAAAGGGAAGGUCCGUCUCCCAGCUCUGCACAUAGCAGCUCGUAAUGAUGACACGCGCACUGCAGCUGUCUUAUUGCAGAAUGACCCCAAUGCAGACGUGUUGUCAAAGACAGGAUUCACUCCCCUGCAUAUUGCUGCUCACUAUGAAAAUCUCAAUGUUGCACAGCUUCUGUUGAAUCGGGGAGCAAAUGUCAACUUCACUCCUCAGAAUGGUAUUAGUGCUUUACAUAUCGCAUCUCGAAGGGGUAAUGUAAUAAUGGUGCGGCUACUGUUGGAUCGUGGUGCCCAGAUAGAUGCCCGCACCAAGGAUGAGUUAACCCCUCUUCAUUGUGCGGUGAGAAAUGGACACGUCCGAAUCUCCGAGAUUCUGCUUGAUCACGGGGCCCCCAUCCAAGCCAAGACAAAGAAUGGCCUCUCUCCUAUCCACAUGGCUUCCCAGGGAGAUCAUCUGGACUGUGUGCGACUUCUGCUUCAGUACCAGGCACAGAUUGAUGACAUCACUUUGGACCACCUGACCCCUCUACAUGUUGCAGCUCACUGUGGUCACCAUCGAGUUGCCAAAAUUCUGCUGGACAAAGGAGCUAAACCCAAUGCCCGUGCCCUGAACGGCUUUACCCCGCUACACAUCGCCUGUAAAAAGAGUCAUGUCCGAGUCAUGGAGCUUCUUAUAAAAUCCGGAGCGUCUAUUGAUGCGGUAACUGAGUCUGGUCUCACUCCUCUCCAUGUCGCCUCCUUCAUGGGACACCUAUCCAUCGUGAAAGCACUUCUACAGAAGGGGGCAUCUCCCAAUGUCUUUAGUGUGAAAGUAGAGACACCCUUGCACAUGGCAGCUCGGGCAGCUCAUACAGAUGUGGCAGAAUUUUUACUGCAAAACAAAGCAAAAGUCAACGCGAGAGCGAAGGAUGACCAGGCACCUUUGCAUGCUGCUGCUCGCUCCGGUCACCUUGACAUGGUACGUUUGCUUCUGUUACACGGAGCUCACCCAGACCCACCCACAACUGCAGGACACACACCCCUGCAUCUUGCUGCACGUGGUGGACACACGCAGACAGCAGAGCUUCUUCUGGACAACCAGGCUGCCCACACCUCCAUGACCAAGAAAGGUUUCACGCCUCUCCAUGUGGCUGCAAAAUACGGGAAGAUUCAGAUUGCGGAGCUCCUGCUUGAAAGAGGAGCUCACCCCAACAGUGCUGGAAAGACUGGUCUGACACCUCUUCACGUCGCUGUGUAUCACAAUCACCUCAACAUUGUACGGCUUAUGCUGAAUAAGGGGGCAUCGCCCCACUGCACUGCCCGGAAUGGAUACACGCCACUCCAUAUGGCAGUGAAGCAGCGCUCUGUGGACACAGCCCGUGCUCUUCUGCAGUUUGGAGCAACGUGUAACAGCCAGUCCCUGCAAGGCGUAACACCUCUGCACCUCGCUGCACAGGAGGGGCAUGCAGACAUGGUGACGUUGCUGCUCAGCAAGCAGGCCAAUGUACAUCUUGGGAACAAGAGUUUCCUCACCCCUCUUCAUCUAGCAUGUCAAGAAGGCCACCUGAAUAUAGCGGAAAUUUUGGUGUCACAUGAUGCAGCUGUGGGCUCAGAAACACGGAUGGGAUUCAGUCCUCUACACGUUGCUUGUCAUUACGGUAAUAUCAAGCUGGUGAAGUUCCUUCUGCAGCAUCAUGCGAACGUCAAUGCUACCAACAAGCUGGGAUUCACACCACUCCAUCAGGCUGCACAGCAAGGGCAUACGGACAUUGUCACCCUCCUCUUGAAGAAUGGAGCCUGCCCCAACCAGGCCAGCUUGAAUGGGAUCACGCCCUUGGCCAUAGCAAAGCGUCUAGGAUACAUCUCUGUGACAGACGUUCUGACUUUGGUAACAGAUGGACCACAUGUUCAGUUAGCCCAUGAAAAGCACAGAAUGAGCUUCCCGGAGACUGUUGAUGAGCUGCUUGAUGUGUCUGAAGAUGAAGGUGAGGAGCCACCGGAUUUCAGACCACCACAUCCGGGCCCCCGUGAGCCAGAUGAAGACACAGAUGUUGAGUUUGUACCCAAGUUGGAUCCUGUAGUGGAGUCUCCUGCAAUACCCAGAAUUCCUUGUGUGACUCCAGAGACAGUCGUACUAAAAGAAGAGGAGCCAGAACCUCUGUCUAGAGAACUUGAUGAAGAAUCAUUAAUCCCCAGCAGCCCAGCUACAGAAACCUCAGAUAAUAUCAGUCCAGUGGCCAGCCCGGUCCACACCGGGUUCCUGGUCAGCUUUAUGGUGGAUGCCCGUGGUGGCUCUAUGCGUGGAAGUCGGCACAAUGGUCUACGUGUCGUCAUUCCUCCCAGGACCUGCGCAGCCCCAACUCGUAUCACCUGCCGCUUAGUUAAACCUCAGAAGCUCAACACCCCCCCACCGCUGGGUGAGGAAGAGGGUCUAACCAGCAGGAUCAUUGCUCUGGGACCAACGGGGGCACAAUUCCUAAGCCCAGUGGUGGUGGAAAUUCCCCAUUUCGCCUCAGUGGGGCGCGGAGACCGAGAGUUAGUUGUUUUGCGCAGUGACAAUGGAACAGUGUGGAAGGAACAUCAGAACCGCUACGGAAAGGAAUAUCUCGAAGAGGCGUUGAGUGGGAUGGAUGAAGAGCUAGAAAGUGAAGAAGAGCUGCAGAAGAAACGCCUUUGCCGUAUUGUAACCACGGACUUCCCACUGUACUUUGUUGUGAUGUCACGGGUGUGCCAAGACUGUGACUAUAUCGGACCAGAAGGUGGAUCCUUGAGGAGUCGGCUUGUACCUCAGGUCCAAGCCACCUUCCCCCCUACCGCUGUCACCAAGAAAGUGAAGCUGUCUCUUCAAGCUCAACCUGUGCCUGAUGACUUGGUGUCCCGGUUGCUAGGUAAUCAAGCAACCUUUGGUCCUAUUGUCACUGUGGAACCACGGCGGAGAAAAUUUCACCGGCCAAUUGGUUUGCGCAUCCCUCUGCCACCAACUUGGAAGGACAAUCCAAGGGACAGUGGGGAAGGGGACACAACCAGCCUUAGAUUAUUGUGCAGCGUAACAGGUGGUACAGCUCCUGCCCAAUGGGAAGACAUUACUGGAACUACUAAAUUGGUUUAUGCCAAUGAAUGUGCCAACUUUACCACUAAUGUUUCUGCCAGGUUCUGGCUGUCAGACUGCCCACGUACAGCUGAGGCUGUCUCAUUCUCGUCUCAACUUUACCGAGAGCUGAGCUCUGUGCCAUACACGGCUCGGUUUGUGGUCUUUGCCAAGAUGGCGGAUGGGCGUGAGGGACGGUUGCGCUGCUACUGUAUGACUGGAGACAAACUGGAGAAGACACUGGAACAGCACGAGAACUUUACUGAGGUGGCACGCAGCAGAGACAUUGAGGUGAUGGAUGGAACACAGCUCUUUGUAGAGCUAUCAGGGAAUUUGGUUCCUCUGAAGAAAGCAACUCAGCAGAGAAGUUUUGUAUUUCAGGCUUUCAAAGAAAAUAGGCUGGCACUGCCCAUUAAGGUACGGGACAGCAGUCGGGAACCAUGUGGGUCUCUGUCUUUCUUACGCAAAUCCAUGAAAUAUGAACCUUCUCAGCAAGUGCUCUGCCACCUAAACGUCACAAUGCCGCAAUACACCCAGGGUCCUGGCAGCCUGGACAGGAGAAGGACGUUGACACCAUUAGCUUUAAGGGAACGAUAUAGCUUGCUCAAUGACAGCACAAGAGGCUCUCUCAGUGGCACAGACCGUAUUGAUAUGAAGAUGGCAGUUAUAUCAGAGCACUUAGGUUUAAGUUGGGCAGAGCUGGCACGAGAAUUGCAGUUUGAAAUGGAUGAUAUCAACAGAAUUCGAGUGGAGAAUCCAAACUCGCUGUUGGAGCAGAGUGCAGCCUUAUUACACCUGUGGGCAUCUCGACAGGGUGCCAAUGCAAAAUUGGAGGAUUUAUAUACAGCUCUGCGUAACAUCGACCGUAACGAGAUUGUCAACAUGCUGGAAGGGUCUGGUCGGCAAAGCAGAUGUUUAAAGGGUGAGCGCAGAUACACCAACAGCGAUGGAUCCAUUUCCCCAUCUCAGAGGAAUGGUCACCCCCUGGCACAGGACGAGCUACUUUCCCCGGCCUCCCUGAACUAUUCCCUUCCCUCCCCGCUGCGGCUGGAGCAGUACUGGAGUGAGGCAAGCAUUUUGGAUGGAGUACCCAUGGCAACAGCCGAACCUGAUGGCCUUUUGGACCUGCCAGACCUUCCCCUUUGGGCCUCAGGUCUUUCUCCCUCUCUUGUGGCUCCCGAGGACUCAUCACUAGAGUGCAGCAAGGCUGAGGACGAGUGGGACCCACAGCUGCGACCGUCCUCAGGUUCCCCUGAACUGGAGGAGGAGGAGGCUGAUGCUGGAGGUCCAGAGAAAGUGCAAGCCAGAAUUACUGAAACACCUACCACGUGUUGGGUCACAGGGAGCAGUGUGGAAAGAGUGUUGGAUUGGAAUGCUGGGGCUCCGUUACAUUUCCCUCCCUCCCAUUCACUCCGUCAUGACAAUGGGGCACCCUUACCCUACGAGGAGCUUCAUCCUAACUUCAAGGGCAGUGCAAGGAUCAGGGUUACACAGCAAAGCACAGUUUACAGUGGAAGGAGACUGGGGGAGGGCAAUGAAGUCCCUGACAUUCCUGGGGAACAAGUGACAGAGGAAGAGUUCACAGACGAACAAGGGAACAUUGUGACAAAGAAGACAGUACGGAAGGUUCUGCGCAGAGUGGGACCACCAGGGUCAACAGAUUUGGGGGAUAAUGAGGACCUACUGAUUGAAGGGACCCUACAAGAGCCAGAAGAAUUGGAAACUGAUACCCCAAAUUACCUGAAGUAUGCAGUGCUACAUCGAGAGAACUACACCUCAAGUACAAACUACUGAAGCUGACCCAACUGCCAUAUGUACUGCACCCCACAGAAAAGGACUCAGAACAAAAAAAUACAAACUCUUUUUUUGCUCAUCUAUAAACAGACUCCAUCUCCCUAAAAGAAAAUGAGGGGUCCCUCCCCCCUCCAAAGUCCGUAGAAGGCGCUCGGCCCCUGUAUGCUCACGGCAUGAAGAUUUGCACCCUGCAUGUUACUAAGUAAUAUGCAUGUGAUGACAUUUGGGAACGAGGAGAAAGCUGCCCUUUCCGUACCUUCUCCUUGGCCCCUGCCCUAUAGUCACCAUUUUUAACUGCAGCUAAAGGGGUAUUUAGGAAUAUGGAUUGGAAAAGUGGGGCACGCUUAUACCCUCCCCCAGCUGACCCCAGUUGCAAAAAGCUUUUUGUCUGAGAUACUACGGUGUAGAUGAGUACUGAGUAUGUCUAUACACUCAUUACCAGUUCUAAUAGAGCACCCAAAUAACUGUAUUGGCUGUCCGUCGACAAUCAGCAAUAGUAGUACCCCUUUUGCCUUUAUAUGAAUUAUUUUCGAUACCCCAAGGCACAGCACAAUGUCGACAGGGCAGACCUAGCAAGGGUUUUGCAUGUUGCAGCUUAUUUGAUAUCUGUUUGCUUCAAAGUAAAAAGGGCUACACGUUAGAGAUUAUAAGUACCUUUAAGAGAGCUUCUUUAUUUGUAGAGACCUAUAAAGUGUAUGUAGAUACUCAGUACCACUACACGGCGCAGCAUGUUCUUUUUUUCAGAUGACUAGGCAUUUAUAGAGGCAUUUGGCACCAUAAUACAGUGCAGCAUGUUUAUUAUCAAGCUACUGGUAGUGCAUAAAGCGAUUCUGCAUUAUAAUACAGUGCAGUAGGUUCACUAUGGGAAUGUGGAAGUGUAUUGGGAUUCUCUUCAUUAUACAGGGCAGCAUGUGUAAAAUCAGGCUGACAGUGUAUAGAGAUACUCAUUCUCAUUAUGCAAUGAGGCAUGGUCAUCGUCCAUGCAUAUAGAUGCUCAGCAUCAUUAUACAAUGCAGCAUGCUCAUUAUAGGGCUGGAAAUGUAUAGAGAUACUCAGCAUCAUUACACAGAGCAGAAUGUUCAUUAUAAGGGGGAGGGGGGAACAGGGGGGAAAUUGCCCCCCUGACUCAGGAAUGUGGUUCCAGCUUUAGGGGGGAGGGGGAAGAUUCUAUAUAUUAAGAGACUUAGCUUACCCCCCUCCCUGCUGCAAUUAAGCCAGAGUACAGACCCUCCAGCCCUACUCCGGAGAGAGAAAGCACUCACCCUCACAACCUCUCCAGCGCUCUUUUUAGAUGCAAUUUCUGAUAUGCAUAAAAAGCUGAUUGUACAAUAACUGCUCAUAUGGGAAUAAAUACUAUGCAAUAUAA
Messenger RNA from Bombina bombina (fire-bellied toad), 6756 nucleotides. It is a transcript of the gene ANK1, whose product is annotated as ankyrin 1. Lineage: Eukaryota; Metazoa; Chordata; Amphibia; Anura; Bombinatoridae. The transcript is spliced from 43 exons. Gene Ontology annotation, biological process: signal transduction. The record is from RefSeq and is a predicted model, not a curated record. Bases 24 to 5390 code for a protein of 1788 amino acids. Gene Ontology annotation, molecular function: protein binding.